This is a messenger RNA of Spizellomyces punctatus DAOM BR117, 552 nucleotides long. RefSeq lists its product as uncharacterized. Bases 1 to 552 code for a protein of 183 amino acids. The record is from RefSeq and is a predicted model, not a curated record. Lineage: Eukaryota; Fungi; Chytridiomycota; Chytridiomycetes; Spizellomycetales; Spizellomycetaceae. Gene Ontology annotation, molecular function: carbohydrate binding. The transcript is spliced from 6 exons. Gene Ontology annotation, cellular component: EMC complex.
AUGGCUGAUGUCCAUCUGCUAGGCCCGAACGUGAAAGUAUGGAUUAACGGAGGUCAGUUGGUUGCCUAUGUGGAGGAGGAUGGGUCGUUUACACUCCCAGAUGUUCCGGAGGGAACACACUUGCUGGAGGUCGCUUCCCAUCUCUACCAUUUCGAUAAGAUCCGACUUGACGUUUCACCGACUGCUGUCAUGGCCUCAAUAACAUAUUCUGGAAUGGGAUGGUCAAAACUCGGCCCACUCGUGUUGACCCCACUUGCACUGUCGCCCCGUGGGAAGUACGAUUUCUUUGUGCCACGCGAAGGCUUCAAUCCCAUGUCACUACUAUCGAAUCCCAUGAUCCUCAUGUCAGGAUUUUCGUUAUUGAUGUUCUUUGCAUUACCGAAACUGAUGUCCAACAUGCCCGAGGAAGCUGUUCAGCAAAUGCAGGAGAGGCAGCAGCAGCCACCUGCAAUGCAAAUGCCCGAUGUCAGUCAGAGUUUGGCGAAUUGGUUUGCUCCACAACAACAGCAGCCGAAGAGUGGUCAAGCCGCGAGGGGACAGAAGAAGCAUUGA